Messenger RNA from Ylistrum balloti, 3939 nucleotides. Its product is annotated as zinc finger and SCAN domain-containing protein 2-like. Gene Ontology annotation, molecular function: RNA polymerase II cis-regulatory region sequence-specific DNA binding; DNA-binding transcription factor activity. Bases 287 to 3025 code for a protein of 912 amino acids. The record is from RefSeq and is a predicted model, not a curated record. Gene Ontology annotation, biological process: regulation of transcription by RNA polymerase II. The transcript is spliced from 9 exons. Lineage: Eukaryota; Metazoa; Mollusca; Bivalvia; Pectinida; Pectinidae.
AUUAAUCACACCCUAACGAUGGCGAAGGAAAACACAUUUUCUGUCCGUUUAAAAAUUGUUCCGUCAGAACUUUUUUUUCCUAGGACCAUUGAUAUCAAAGACUGAAACAGUCUCUCCCUGAACACUGUAUAGAUAGUGUCUCUUCCCUAAAUUGAUAACUCAACAUACUACUGUCAUACAAACUCACACAUUCACUAUAUCACACUAUUCUUUCACUUACAAUCACACUUUCCCUCACGAAGUUUGCCAUAAUUCUCAUCAUGUUGAAGAUGGGCACUGACAAAGUAUGCAGGGCACCUCUGCAUCUGAGAUUCAAAAUGCUGUGGACAACAUGGUUGAGUCAACUGUCGUUGUCUUGACGACAGAAACUGAAGGAGAAACAAAUGACACAGUACAAAUCCAGACCAUGGCUUUGUUGGAGUCUGCUGUUGCUAUGGAAAAUGGGUCAUCUGACCAGGUCAUACAGGUGAUUCCCAUACAGGAUGCCAACACCCAGGAAAUACAGAUUAUAGAAAUGCAACAGUCAGAUCUGAGUGAUCUAAGUCAAACUACUGGGUCACAGGUCUUAGAGGUAUUUCCAAAAACUGGAACAUCACUUCUUCAACCUAAUCAGGGCAACCAAAUACUCAUCCAGCCUCUGGUUGAUGAUAAGAAAGAUAUUGUGGAGAAGAAGAUCAUAAAAAAGGAAGUAGAUGAGGGAAAGGCUGUGAUUGAAGAUAGUCAUCCCGUAAGAAGAUCUGGGAGGUUACCAGCUAGGCGAAGGAUUGUUCCAUCAAAAUACAGAGACUACAGAAACCCUGAUACUGUUGGUGAGGAUAAUAUAGAUGGUGAUGAUGAUGAAGAUUUCUCUCCAGAAAUGUCAGCUCUGUCAGAUAGCAAGAGGAUCCACACGUACUCACAGAAAGGCAAACGUGGGAGGCCAAGGAAAUACCCUCAUUUGUAUGAAAUUCACAACAAAGUUAUACCUCCUGCAGUUGAGGUGAUGGAAGUGGAACAAUCGUCUAGUCUCCCAGUUAUUACAACCAAUGAGACAGAAUCAAUACAAGCUAAUGAUCGAAGGGAGACAACCUCAGAAUCUGAUAUCAAAAUAGCUGCAGAGGCAUCAGAACAGAGUAUUACUUCAGGCAGUUUACUUCAGCACCCAGAAGGAGGGAAGGGAGACAAUCAGACAGAUAAUACCUUUCAGCAUCCAGAAGGAGGGAAGGUGGAUGAUCAGACAGAUAUUUCAUUUCAGUGUUCAGAAGAAGGGAAGGGUGAUGGUCAGAUGGAGCAGCCAAAGACAGCCAAAAUGGAGAAAGUCAGCACAUCCACACAGAGUAUCUUCAGUACAAGGAUGCGUAGCUCCAGGAUACAGGACUCCAAAUGUCCCACAUGUAACAAGAUCUUCUCUUCUAAAGGCAACAUGAAGACCCACAUGUUAAUACAUGCUGGAAUGAAGCCAUUCUCCUGUGAUUUUCUGAACUGUUCCAAGGUUUUCAGGAGUAAUGAGACGUUGAGGAGACACAAGCUAGCACACAUGGGAAUCAAGUCGUUUCAGUGUUCAUUCUGCAGUAAGAAGUUUGCCAGCAGUGUCAGUCUACAGGAACACAUGUGUAGACAUACAGACGCUCGUCCUCACCAGUGUAAUGUGUGUCUCAAAAAUUUCCGUCAGGUCAGUUGUCUACGGCGACACAUGGUCACUCACUCCUCUGACCUACCAUACAGCUGCCAAGUGUGUGGCAAGAAAUUCUCCACAACAAUGUACCUAAAGUCCCACAUGAAGACCCACACAGGUGAGAAACCAUUCAAGUGUAACGAGUGUGGGAAAGCAUUCGCUCAUCAGUCAGAUGUUACUCGUCACAAGAUCAUUCACACAGGACAAAGACCUUACGAGUGUGAAGUAUGUCAUGCCAAGUUUAGCGACCCAUCUAGUAAGAGGCGACACGAGCGGGAACAUGUAGGAGUAAAACCAUAUACAUGUCAGCUGUGUAGUGACUCCUUCAAACGGGCUGGACAACUCAAGGCUCAUUUGAGUCGUAAACACACAAACGAGAAGGAUGAGGUUUCAGUCGUUCGUUCUGACACUGGUGACAUACAGUUCAUAUUCAAAGAUGGUACAAAUCUAGUGCCUGACAUUAAUAAAAAUGAAAAAAAUGAGAGUACUGUUUCACUCACAAAACAAAAAAAGAUUGUUAAGUUAAUCAAAGAUCUCAACUCAUCAAUGGUGCAACAUGUGCAAAUAAAUUUGCCAUCCCAAGACUACAGUGAAGGAGAAAGUGGGCAGACUACCUCUCAGACUGGGGAACAUUUGGAGCCUGUGGAAACUGUUGUCAUGGAAACAUUGUAUGGAGACAAACAGAGGUUAGACACGAGUCAGGAUGGAAUCAUCAUACAGGACCUGCGAACUGUUACCACUGAUUCUGAUAUACAGCAAAUUGUCACUGACCAAGGAGUCCACUUACAAACCAUGGAUGAAAAGGAUCAACGUGUUAUUGCAAUCGCAGAUGUGAAUGACAUUUUACAGAAUGCAAGUGACCGAUCUGAUGUACCAGUGGAAUACCUUCAGAUUAUUGAAGAGCUUGCACCAGACUCCCUAGAACAACAAAUAGUUGAAGUUCAUUACCAGGAGGCAGACCCUCCAACAGAGGGUACACCAAGCUCACCAUCCAGUCAAAAGAAUGAAACACAUAUAACUCCUCAGAUGGAUGUUGAAGAAUUAGAGUCACCCCUCACAGCGGAGGGAAGUCAGCAGAGUGGGUCUGUCUCUCUCGACUAUGUAACCAGCCCAGACUUUAGUAGUCAGCAGUAUUACAACUGGCUAUCUAGCUUCACAGAGCUCUGUAAGGUGGUUCCUAUGCCUCUAGAUGUGUCCCUGUUCCAAAAGAUUAGCCAGGUACACAAGACCCUGUCAGAUGUCAUGGCUACACCCUCAGGGGUGGUGGCUGAUAAAGAAAACUUUAAAAUCCUGAUGAACAUUUCAAAAGAACUAAAUACUAUCAUUAAUGAACAUCUUUGUUAUGUGAUGCAAAAUCUAGAGAAGGAGUGACAAAGCCCUGCAUCCUUUUACUUUUCGGGCUGACCAGGUUGGUGUGUUUAAGUCACAAAGUUCAGUUUUUAAAUUUCCACUUUUGUGUUCCUUAAUAAGUUUCAGUAUUGUUAGUGUUUUGGUUCUUAAUCUAGUCUUUAAAAUGGUUUCUUAUUUCUUACAGAGGAGUUUUAGCUACUUCUUUUUGUGAAUAAAGAAAUUUAUAUAGGAAUUUUUAUGCUUUUCUCCAGCAUUGAAGAAACUUAAUUAUUUUCCUUAAAAAUCACAAAGUUAAUGACAUGUACAAGAGCCUUACAUGUACUUAAGAUGAUUUCUCCAUGGGAAAAAGUUUCUGUUUAUUCCAGCAUUAUAAUUAUUAUUUCUUCUGUUGUGAUUUCUAACAACAUUCUGAAGAACAAGAGGGUAUCAUGUUGCAAAUGUAUUUAGUUAUGUUGACAGUGAACAAUUAGGUCUAUAUCCUAUCCUGCUUUGUGGGAUACUUGUAUAUCCCUCAAACUUUAAUAUGGUUUUGAAAUGAUUAUCAAACAAUAAGAAAAACAAACAAAAUAUACAUAAUAUUAAUCAAUAUCUGUUAGACUAAAAAAAGUAUGGUAAUUUAGAUCAAGGAUUAUCUCCCCUGAUGUUAAUUUAUUGAAAUCAUUCGCAUGAUACCAGUGCUCCUAACCUAUUCUAAUUUUAUCUUUUACUAUCAGUUUUCUUUUGAAAGUUGAAACUGGUAAUUUUUUUUUGAAAUUAUGAAAUUCGACAUGAUACAAAACAUAGUUAUCAAAUAUAUUCCUUGAUAAUUUCUUAAGACAUUGGCAGAUUUUUACAACAACAGAUAUUCUAGUAUGUUUAACUUAUCAAUUUUAGUUACAUAUAUGAUCGCAACAAACAUCAAAUAUUCAGUGGGUUUCACCAUUAUUUUAUUUAAG